CUCUAGGCAAUUGACUCAAGAGGGCCUUGUUCCUUUAGUCGAGACUCAAGGUCUAGUCAAGGAUUCUCCGCAUUGUGAAUGAAAGUGAAACAAGUUAGAAAUCAUCAAUCGUUAGUCUGGCUAGUGGCUAGGGGGAAUCAUACCUAAGUGAGUUCCCAACCUGUAAUUAGAUUUAACUGUAGUUUGCUAGAGUAGUUUUAGUUCUUUCAUCUUAAUCUGGUUUGCUAAAUAAUAAACUGAAGCUGAGUAAUAGUAACUUUAGAGACCCGUGGAUUCGAUAUUUAUCACUUGAGCCACUAUACUGCAGUCCCUUCCAUUGGUUACACUUGGCCAUUGUUAGGUGUUGUGUCAUAGCGAGUCAACCUCCAGUAGCUCAAUGUCAGUGGUGUGAGAGCUCAAAUCACUUAGUGGAAUACUGCCAGGCUAUGAGGGAGUCUACUACUCCCCAGGAGCAGUUGGACUUCAUCGCCAAUGCUCGGCGCCUCGACCCGUACAGCAAUACAUAUAAUGAGGGGUGGCGCCAGCAUCCCAAUUUCGCUUGGAGCAGCAACACCACUAAACCACCUGGUUUCCCAGCACCAGCUGGUGGUUUUCAGCAGAGGCAGCCUUUCCAGGCUAGACAGGGGUCAGCCCCACAGCAGCAGCCCUACCAGCCUAGGCAGGGGCAACCAUUCCAGCAGCCCCAGCGUCAGUUUGCCGAGCCAACAGCAGCUCCGGCUCCAGAUAAUCAGAUAACGAAGCUGGAAAAUAUUCUCGCUUCAUUCAUGACUAGCACUCAGGAAACUGUCGCGAGGUUGGACCAGAGCAUAGCCUCACUGGAGGCAGGUCAGAGGAACCAAGGUGCCAUUUUGCAAGAUCUGCAGCACCAGGUGGGUAUCUUGGCCCGCCAAAACACUACCAGGGCACCGGGGACUCUGCCUGCCACCACUAUUUCGAAUCCUUGUGAUCCUCACCAGCACCAGCAGCUGGAUGCCAUUUUUACCAGGAGCGGUAAGCCCAUAUCUGCUGAUCCUGUCCCGGCCAGGCAGGAGGAAUGACACGCUAAAACACAACACCUAACAAUGGCCAAGUGUAACCAAUGAAAGGGACUGCAGUAUAGUGGCACAAGUAAUAAAUAUCGAAUCCACGGGUCUCUAGAGUUACUAUUACUCAGCUUCAGUUCAUUAUCUAGCAAACUAGAUUAAGGAUUGAUUAACUAAACUACUCUACUAACUAAACUAAGUAAAACUACUAAUUACAGGUUGGGAACUCACUUAGGUAUGAUUCCCCCUAGCUCCUCAAUUAGGUCCAAGUUGUAAUUCCUUUUGGUUGUUUUACUGUUGAUUAAACUGUGGAAGAUCCG
Messenger RNA from Linum trigynum, 1342 nucleotides. The record is from the annotation of a GenBank genome assembly. NCBI's taxonomy places the organism in Eukaryota, Viridiplantae, Streptophyta, Magnoliopsida, Malpighiales, Linaceae.